This is a messenger RNA of Peronospora belbahrii, 1455 nucleotides long. NCBI's taxonomy places the organism in Eukaryota, Oomycota, Peronosporomycetes, Peronosporales, Peronosporaceae. The record is from the annotation of a GenBank genome assembly.
AUGAUGUCAUACUCAUUUUUUGAGUCUGCCAUGAGUCCGACGUGGCACGAUCCAACCGACCUACGAGUCCGUAAACUCAUGAUGGUGCAAAUACAGAGUCACGCAGCAAUGGCACAGCAACACGCAAUUUUGCAGACUAACGGAAACAUGGACACUAGUCCCUCGCUCUUGCAGCGACUUGAAUGGAUGUUGUACCAUUCUGCGGGUUCCUUGAGUGAAUAUCUUCAUCAGUCAUCACUUGGGCGACGUGUACAGGGUCUUGUGACACAUUACAAGCGCAAACGGUCCGAGACAGACUUUAUUGAAGACUUUAUGGCAUCGAUUCGAGCUUCUACUACCAAGAGACAGCGACCUCGAUUGAUGAUUGCGAAAGAUGAAAGCUUCAUCUACAGCACUAGUGCUAGAGAGUGCGUCCUGAAUUGUAACUUGGACCUGUUACGACACGUUUGCAGGUUUCUAGACAGCUCGGACUUACUACGAUGUAGAUCCAUGAACAAGUUUUUGUAUCUUCAUGCGCCGUCUUUUGUGCAGUCGCUGCACGUCGACGCGACGCUGACUUCAGGUUCAAAGCCACAGGACUACGACGACGGAGCUGCGACUGGACUGCGCAGUCUGCUGCACGAAUGCAAGAAUCUUACGAGUCUCACGAUCUCAAACCAGGCCAAUCAAUCACAUUUCAAGGCGGGUAUCGUGUUUCCAAGAGCGCUUACGGCGUCGACAGCGUCGACAUCGUCGUACGGUCACCAACUGGUUUGUGAAGUUGCUCACGCGUUGAAAGAAGGAGCAUGCCCUUUCCUGCAAUCCUUUGAGCUUCUUGCUCCGUUCGACUUUGCAACGGAGAGCGAGACAGUUUUAGUGGUACUGCAAGCAUUAGCUGGAUCCUCAACAGAAGCUGACGAGGUCAGGGUGCCACUGCAGCAUUUGGUGCUUGAUGCAACUUUUCUUGGUGAUCGCGGCAUUAAGCAGCUGACCGACCUGUUUGAGAAUCGAUGCGCAUUCUUCAAGCACCUACAGACACUGACAGUUCGUAACAACUUCAUUGGUGAAACAGGUUGUCGUGAUCUGCUUGAAGCUAUCGAGAUGUUCAGUGACCUUCAAACUCUAGACCUCAGUCGCAACAUCCUGACAGACACAGACGCAUUGGCACUUGCAGAUUUGCUCGACGACCCUUUCACAAAUUGGAGCUUUUGUGACAGCGUGGAUGGCAAUUGGAAGACCUCGUCUGAAGACGAUACGGAUCGUGAACAGUUUAGCGCACCCGGACUUGCCGGACUAAGAACCCUUAAGCUUCACGAAAACUUCAUCACAUGCGACGGGUUUCACGCCAUCACGAUUGCCUUGUGUUCUCGAGAAGUCUUUGUGACGACGAUCGGUAAUGCUGCAGAAUCCCGUGACGCAGAACAAGAUGACGAAUAUGACGACGACGAUGAUGAUGGUGAUGAAGAAGAUCCAUAG